This is a messenger RNA of Debaryomyces tyrocola, 2280 nucleotides long. The record is from the annotation of a GenBank genome assembly. NCBI's taxonomy places the organism in Eukaryota, Fungi, Ascomycota, Pichiomycetes, Serinales, Debaryomycetaceae.
AUGAAUUUCUUAUCGAAGACCUUUAGUACGUUGACGGGCUCUUCUAUCCCUUACACUAUUAAGGACAAGGUUGUUGACCCUCUUCUCUCCCAUCCAGAUACUAGACCAAUUUGGACAGUAUAUGAUGGUUUAAAUCCAAAAAAUGAUAAUGCUCCAGUUACCAUAUUUGAAUUCAAUCUUAAGGAUCCGGUAAAUAUUCUGAAUGACUACAUUGGUUUAGCAAGAAAUUGUUUUAAAAAAGUGAAAUUGAUCAAGCACCCUGGAAUUAUAUCAGUAAUUGAUUUUAUUGAAAACGAUAAUUUCUUAUAUAUUGUUACAGAACAAGUGGUACCUUUAAAAAGUUAUUUGAGUAAGAACAAGACUCAGAUUUCUGAAGAAGCCAAAUUAUUUGGUAUUUAUGCGAUUGGUCAAUCAUUACUGUUUAUUAAUAUGAAAUGUCAAUGUUUACAUGGAAAUGUUGACGUGAAUAAUUCUAUCUUUGUCACUUCGGCCGGAGAUUGGAAGCUUUUUGGAUUUGAAUUAUUGACUAAUUUAAAUUCAGAUCCAGAUCAACCGAUAUACAGAUAUUCCAAUAGGUUGCCGGGAUUUAGAAAUAAUGUACCUGAAGAUGUAUCAAAUCAAGGAGUAGAUUCCAUAAGACAAUUUCCUAUAAAGUUUGAUUCAUUUUUAUAUGGUGCUUUUAUCUACAAAGUAUUAACUCUUGAUACGUUUGACAAUAAAAUUCAACAACUGGAACUAUUGGCACCAAAUAGUAAGAUCCCAAAGCAAUUGAAUGUUCAUUAUAAAAGACUAGUUUCGAAUAAGCCAAAUUUAAGAACUACGAUAGAUAAAUUCUUAAACGAUAGCAGUUCAUUCUUCAGCAGUAACAAAAUAGUUCAAUUUAAUACCCAAUUAGAGGAAAUUAAAUUCAAGAACGCAGAAGAAAAACGUGAAUUUUUCAAAUAUGGGCUUGCUGCUUACUUAUCAGAUACUGAUAGUAUACAAUUCCCACCAGGUUUACUAGACUAUAAGCUUUUACCUGAGCUUGUAAGUCAGUUUAAUAGCUUGUCAAAAAUAGCCCCAUCGAUAGAUUCUACUCCAGAAGCACAUCAACAAAAGCAAGAAACUAUAUCGGUAAUAUUGCAUUAUUUAUUAAAAUUUGGAUCAACAUUACCGCCUGAUAUAUUUAAUAAGUCCGUUAAACCAAUUAUUUUUAAAACUUUUGGCUUAGCUGAUAGAACAAUCAGAUUAAAUUUAUUGACUCACCUUCCAUCGUAUUCGGCAUAUUUAACUGAAUCCGAUAUUCAACUGAAAAUAUUUUAUGACAUGAUCAGUGGGUUUCAAGAUACUAAUUUUAUGAUUCGUGAAACUACCUUAAAAUCGAUCACUACUAUUAUUGAUAAAAUAUCUGUAAAACAAGUAAAUCAAGAUUUAUUGAAAGUAUUAGCAAAAUCACAAAUGGACCCUAAACCUUCAAUUAGAACAAACACAUUAAUAUUGAUUAUCAAAAUAUCUGAUAAGAUCUAUAAAAAUUCUAAAAACAAUGUGUUAAUAACUGCAUUAUCCAAGUCGUUAAGAGAUUCUUUUACACCAUGCAAGAUCAUGGCAUUGUCUGGAUUUGAAAAGCUUAUAGACGAAUUCUCAUUAGAUGAAAUUUGUGGGAAAAUAUUAGGACACUUAGCUAUUUCAUUGAUGGACAACAAGUCUUAUAAAGUCAGAGUUGAGGCGAAGAGAGUUUUCAACUUAUAUUUGCAAUCUGUCGAAAGGCAUUCUGCCACAUUACCUCAAGAUGAAGAAGACGAAGAUUUAGAGGAAAAAGAGUUUUUUAAGAAACAUGCUCCUAUGAAUAAAGAUGCUAAGGAGAAAGUAAUUGAAGCUCCUGUAUCAAGUUCUACGUUUGGAUGGAACGUGGUGAAUAAAUUAAUAUCUACAUCUGCUGUAAACGGUAAAUUAAACAAUGAUUUCAAUAGUUCUACGCCGGACUUGACAAGAGCCGCUUCGCCAUCAACAGAUAUCAAUUUAAAUAGUAAAGAUCUUAACAAUAAAAAUGACAACGCUAAUGAUUGGGAUUAUGAAGAUGAUGGUUGGGACGAAGAUGCUGAUCUUGAGAUUGGAAAUAAUAGAUUGAAAGAUCAAAAAGAAUUACUGGAGAAAAAAGCUUUACCUACUCCAGCCAAGUCUCACAAAAAAGCCAGUACUUUGAAACUAGGUACAAAACAACAAAAGAAUCCAGGAUCAACACUCAAACUAAACCUUACAGUUGAGGAAGAUGAUGGUUGGGGUGAUUCCGUUGAUUGGUAA